This is a messenger RNA of Haliotis rufescens (red abalone), 1185 nucleotides long. RefSeq lists its product as uncharacterized. Bases 1 to 1185 code for a protein of 394 amino acids. NCBI's taxonomy places the organism in Eukaryota, Metazoa, Mollusca, Gastropoda, Lepetellida, Haliotidae. The transcript has 3 exons. The record is from RefSeq and is a predicted model, not a curated record.
AUGACGCUUGGAGGACCAUUCACGUCAUACACAGGAGGUCAUAACACAGCGGGACGUGGGUCUAGUGGUGUUGAAAGCUACUACUGUGGGUUUAGUGCUGUUGAAGGCUACUGCGGUGGAUCUAGUGCUGUUAAAGCUCCUACUGUGGGUCUAGUGAUGUUGAAGGCUACUGCGGUGGAUCUAGUGCUGUUGAAGGCUUCUACUGUGGGUUUAGUGCUGUUGAAGGCUACUACUGUGGGUCUAGUGCUGUUGAAGGCUACUACUGUGGGUCUAGUGCUGCUGAAAGAUACUACUGUGGAACUAGUUCUGUUGAAGGCAACUGCGGCUACUGCGGUUGAUCUAGUGCUGUUGAAAGCUACUACUGUGGGUCUAGUGAUGUUGAAGGCUACUGCGCUGGAUCUAGUGCUGUUGAAAGCCUCUACUGUGGGUCUAGUGCUGUUGAAGUCUACUACUGUGGGUCUAGUGCUGUUGAAGGCUACUGUGUCGGGUCUAGUGGUGUUGAAAGCUACUACUGUGGGUCUAGUGAUGUUGAAGGCUACUGCGGUGGAUCUAGUGCUGUUGAAAGCUACUACUGUGGGUCUAGUGCUGUUGAAGGCUACUACUGUGGGUCUAGUGCUGUUGAAGGCUACUACUGUGGGUCUAGUGCUGUUGAAGGCUACUGUGUCGGGUCUAGUGGUGUUGAAAGCUACUACUGUGGGUCUAGUGAUGUUGAAGGCUACUGCGGUGGAUCCAGUGCUGUUGAAAGCUACUACUGUGGGUCUAGUGCUGUUGAAGGCUACUAAUGUGGGUCUAGUGCUGUUGAAGGCUACUACUGUGGGUCUAGUGCUGUUGAAGGCUACUACUGUGGGUCUAGUGCUGUUGAAGGAUACUACUGUGGAACUAGUUCUGUUGAAGGCAACUGCGGGUACUAGUGUGGGUCCAGUGCUGUUGAAAGGUACUAUUGUGCGUCUAGUGCUGCUAAAGGCAACUGCGGUUGGUCUAGUGCUGUUGAAGGCAACUGUUGUGGGUCUUGUGCCGUUGAAGGCUACUACUUUGGGUCCAGUGCUGUUGAAGGCUACUACUGUGGGUGUAGUGCUGUUGAAGGCUACUACUGUGGAUGUAGUGCUGUUGAAGGCUACUACUGUGGGUCUAGUGCUGUUGAAAGCUACUACUAUGGGUCGAGUGCUGUUGAACGAAGGGUCGUGA